Vicia villosa (hairy vetch) is the source of this 1591-nucleotide messenger RNA. Its product is annotated as carboxylesterase 1-like. The transcript has a single exon. Gene Ontology annotation, molecular function: hydrolase activity. The record is from RefSeq and is a predicted model, not a curated record. Bases 390 to 1403 code for a protein of 337 amino acids. NCBI's taxonomy places the organism in Eukaryota, Viridiplantae, Streptophyta, Magnoliopsida, Fabales, Fabaceae.
GCCUGUAUGUCUCACGUCAAUUACGUAAGCAUUCCAUGGAUUUUCCAUUUUACAAAUAACACAUGACAGAAAGAAGAAUGAAAAAAACGUUUCCAACUUCAAAUUAGAUUCCACUCCUUGUUUUGGUACGAUAGAUUCCACCCAUUUUGAACCACACACACCAUUACUAGCAUUUUGUCCCCUAUCAUUAUUUAUCUCUUCCACGAACCACUAGCAACAGCUUCUACACUUGUUUAUACUAACCUCACUGAAUAAUAAUCUUAAAUUCACACCUAAUUAACCGUUUCGUACGACAUAUCACAUGAUCAAUGUUCCUUAAAAACUUCAAUAGCUUCACAUAGCUCUGUACCUGCGGUUUCCAAGCCAGUGUUUCUCAAAGAUCAAUAGCCAUGUCUGUGUCUUUACGCAUUGCUGCUACCACUGUACUCUCCUUGCAUCUCCUUCUCUUCCUUGUCAAUGCUAACUCAUCCAUGGAUCCAUACAAAGUACUCAACCUAAUCCUCAACCCAAACGGCACCGUCACCCGCUUACAAAAAAUCCCACAAUCACCUCCCUCAUCAAAUCCAAAUCUCUCCACAACCGCACUCUCCAAAGACCUCGCCAUCAACCAAUCAAAACACACUUGGGCUCGUAUCUACCUUCCUCACAAACCAAACUCCAAGAAGAAGCUACCACUCAUUAUCUUCUACCACGGCGGCGGCUUCAUUUUCUACAGCGCCGCUUCAACUUACGUCCACAACUUCUGCGAAAACAUCGCCAACAAAACUCUGUCCGUCGUUGUUUCACUUGACUACCGCCUCGCACCAGAACACCGUCUUCCCGCGGCGUAUGAAGACUCGGUGGAAAUUCUUCGCUGGAUUAGAACUUCAAACGACGCAUGGUUGACACGUUACGCUGAUUACUCACGUUGUUAUCUCAUGGGAGAGAGUGCUGGAGGUAAUAUCGCCUACAUCGCGGGUCUACGUGCAGCUGCAAUAGUUGACGAGAUUAAACCGAUUAGCAUCAAAGGGUUGAUAUUGAUUCAACCGUUUUUUGGUGGGACCAAGAGGACUCCAUCUGAGAUAAGGCUUGAGAAGGACUUGAAUUUACCUUUGAUUGUUACUGAUGCGUUGUGGGAAUUGUCGUUACCCGUAGGCGUUGAUCGUGAUUACGUGUAUUCUAAUCCAACGGUGAAUGGUGGAGAUAAGGUUUUGGAGAAGCUUAGGUUGUUUGAGUGGAAGGUUGUGGUUUUUGGGUGUGAUGGGGAUCAACUUGUGGACCGUCAGAGGGGAUUAGUGAAGUUGCUUGAGGGUAAAAGUGUCCAUGUUGUUGGACAAUUUUAUAGUGGGGGUAGACAUGGUAUUUUCUCGGGUGAUCCUUCCAUGUCUGAAAAGGUGUUUGAUUUAGUGAAGAGUUUCUUUUGAUGAAUUAUGAGAGCAUCUUUAAUGGAGGUUGUUUAAUGUAAAGUAUGAUUUAUAAGUUUUGGAACUUAUCAUAUUUAUCAUUAGAGUUGAUACACGUGGCGUUCUCGUUGUUUAAAAAUUUGUAUAAGUUGCUUCAUGAAACAAUUCAAAAAGUGUGUUGUUUAUCAUUAAAUAAUAUUAAUUUUCAU